AAGUUUGUUACUUUUUAUUACUAAAGUUCUUACAUCUUUAUUAUGAUUGCCAUUAUUAUUAUUAUUAUUAGAAUAAUUGGCUUGUAACAACCACAUAGUUUGGCCCUUCGUAAAAUUCUAAGAAGAGGGCGUUGGAAAUUGCGCGUCUAACCUCAAAAUUUAAAAUUCAGUUUGACAAGCAAGCCAAGCAAACGUAUUUACUAAAAUUUAAUAACAAACCCCUUAAAAUGAAGAGCAAUUUAUUCAGUGCCAUAUUAUUAGUGUUAUUGAUGUGCCUGUUCAUUAAUACAACUUCAGGCAUAAAGUGUUGGAACUGCCGCUCAGAUGCCGACUCAAAAUGUUCGGAUCCCUUCGACAAUGCCACGUUUGCCAUCACGGACUGCGACCAAGAAAAACCUGCCGCCUACAUUUUUGACAAGUACGAUAUAAAAAGUCAAAAAUCCACCAUGUGCAGGAAAAUAAGACAAAAAGUUAAUGGGGUCUGGAAGUACUUUAGGAGCUGCGCCUUUUUAGGCGAAAUAGGCAUCAAAGGGGACGAGAGGUUCUGUCUAAUGCGAACUGGGACCUAUAACAUUUUUAUGGAGUAUUGUACUUGUAAUAGCAAGGACGGAUGUAACACCUCCUCCCUUAUGAGUGUUUCAAGUGUUUUGGUUGGGGUUUCUUUGUUAUGUAGUUGGUUUUUAGGGCAAAUGUGGAGGUAGUUUUAGUAGGACUAGGUUUUUUUUAACUAUGAGUAACUUUACAUUCGUACCUUUGAAUCUCUUUUUAUAGCCGUCCAUUGUAUAGUUAUAGGUCUAAGAACUUUUUGUAUUGUAUUAUAAACAUUUUAUAUAAAUAUAUAGUCAUGUUUUUUUUU
Messenger RNA from Anthonomus grandis grandis, 856 nucleotides. RefSeq lists its product as uncharacterized. NCBI's taxonomy places the organism in Eukaryota, Metazoa, Arthropoda, Insecta, Coleoptera, Curculionidae. The record is from RefSeq and is a predicted model, not a curated record. Bases 228 to 701 code for a protein of 157 amino acids. The transcript is spliced from 3 exons. Gene Ontology annotation, biological process: positive regulation of voltage-gated potassium channel activity; sleep; regulation of synaptic transmission, cholinergic.